Messenger RNA from Pararge aegeria (speckled wood butterfly), 2394 nucleotides. RefSeq names its product syntaxin-12 (gene Syx13). Bases 185 to 1021 code for a protein of 278 amino acids. Gene Ontology annotation, molecular function: SNARE binding; SNAP receptor activity. Lineage: Eukaryota; Metazoa; Arthropoda; Insecta; Lepidoptera; Nymphalidae. Gene Ontology annotation, cellular component: endomembrane system; SNARE complex; membrane. The transcript has 6 exons. Gene Ontology annotation, biological process: vesicle-mediated transport; vesicle fusion; intracellular protein transport. The record is from RefSeq and is a predicted model, not a curated record.
UGAACUGACUAGUUCAUUCUCGCAAUUGCAUUGCAAAUUAAAUUUUAAUAUCGUCGCCUAAACUAAAUCCACAGAACAAUCGUAUAAUAUUUAGUUUAAAAAAAACAGUACUAAAUAAAUAAGGUGAUAAAGUGAAAUUUAUUCUUUAAUCCGGUUUUCCUGGACUGCUCAACUACAAGCAAAAAUGUCUGAACGAGAAAGAGAUCCAAUAAGUAGUUCAAGCCGUGACUAUGGAGCUGUCGCACCGCCCCCAGCAGUCGCCUUCGCAGAUUUCAGCCCCACAGAGCUGUACAACCUCAGCGAAGGUAUAGCAGACAAUGUCAACACUAUCAAUACAGGCCUGCGUGCAUUGGAGAAGAUGAUGAGACAAAUUGGUGGGCCCAAUGACAGUGUGCAGCAUAGAGACAAGAUCCACGACACACAACAGAAUGUCAACAGUUCUGUGUCAGCGACCGCGAGGGAUAUACAGAGGCUGGGCGUGGUCGUUAGAAGAGGGGACAAGCCACAGAAGUUACAGGUUGAGAGGCUUACGCAGGCCUUCAGUGAUGCCCUCGCCAAGUAUUCUUCUGUGCAAAAGCAAGUAUCAGAAAAAAUGGCCGCCCAUAUGCCGACGCAGGGCCGGCCUAAGAACGACCCUCGAAUGCUGGAAGAGCAAGCCAUAGCUGAUGAUGAGGAAGCUUCUUUGAUCCAGAAUCAACAAGCGCAGGCACGUCUAGUACAAUUCGAGACUAGCAUGCUAUUAGACAAGGAGGCGUACAUAAACAAAAUAGAGGCAGACGUGCUGGACGUCACACAGAUCAUGCAAGAUCUUUCUGAAAUGGUGAAUGCGCAAGCGCAGACCAUCGAUACAGUAGAAACUCACAUCUACGCGGCCAGCGCGGGGGUAGAAGCCGGUGUGGAUGAACUGGCCAAGGCGGCUGAACACCAACGUCGGUACCGGCGGAAGAUGUUCUUCUGCUCCCUAAUUGGCAUCGUGUUGGCCAUCAUACUCAUCGUGUGGCUUGUCAAGGCUUUCAGAUAGAUGUUAAGCGUUCUGGAUGUGUCUAUCAUAACGAAAUUAGUGUCGAAGCAUACUUAUUACACGUCACGCGACAUGCGAUGUCGUUAAUCGUAUCCCAUCGUUUUCUAUUUCCAGAAGUAUAAUCGUAAAAAUCCAAAGGUCUUUUGUGUGGAGUUCCAAACGCCACUGACUUCUGCUGCCUAUAUCCAGCUUCUGUUACGUGUUUUAUGUUGUCUUUGUACCAACGCUGCAUUUUGUGUAGGGUGGUCGCGAUUCCAGCGCCUUGACACUAAUGUCCAUCUCUUUACCGGACCAAGUGCCACCUUUCAGUUACGACAAAUUACCCAUGCGGGUAACCGAAUACGGGAAACUUCCGAGACCGCUCACCACUGUGCCUAGGCGAUGGAAAAGCGGUGUGGAGUCCACCAAUCUGCACUGGGAUAGCGUGGUGGUCUACGGCCUUAACCCCUUCUCAUAGUAGGAAGAGACCCGUAUGUUGAUAUAUUUUUACAAUGUAUAUAAAUUCAUUGAAAUCGUUUGUCGGUAACUCAAGGUUCUUUUAAGGAGCUCAUUUCUGAUUUUAUCACUCAAAGAUACACCGAACAUAUCCGAUCGAAUCCCAUUUCUGAAUAUAUAACGCAGUUAUACUCCGAACGUGGCGUGUAAUAAGUGUGACGUAGUCUUAACUUUCCGUUGUUAAACAUUAGGAUUUGUUUUUAAAUGUCGGACACAGUCUUGCAUAAUCUGCCGAGAUUUAAACGUACCUUUGUUCGCUCUAAGUGAUAUUAGACAAUAUUAGGUCUCGUUAUUUACUUGCGUUGAAUUCCAAAAAAAAAAUAUAAUACAUAGCAUAUAACGACCUUGUAACGCAAAAGUAGUUUUCUAAAGGACUGUUUUAUUUCAGGCUAUUUCAUUCCAACUACUUUCUUAUGAAUUUUAUUUGUUGUAUAUAUUGUAUAUGUAUUCAAAGGCUGAGGUAGCAUUUGACCACGAUUUGUCUUAAGUAUAAUUAAGCGAUAUAAGCGAUGGUAGCCUAGUGGUUUCGGCUUCGGUUUCGCGUUCGGGCAGCCGAGUUCGAAUCCCAGCACGCACGAAUUUUUCUUAGUUAUUUGCGUUUUAAUCAAAAUAUCACUUGUUUCUACGCUGCAGGAUGACAUCUUAAAGAAACCUGUAUACCGGAAUGUUUUCCAUGAUGUUAUCAAGGGCGAGUGGAGUCCGCCAAUCCGUACUGGGCCUGCGUGGUGGACUACGGCCUAAACUCUUCUCAGUGUGGGAGAAUAACUGUGCCCUGUCGUGGGCGGGUAAUGGUUUAAUAUGAUGAUGAUGAGCGAUAAAUAAAAAGCGUCCGUUUUCAUCGCUUAUAAUAUUUGAAUAUUUUAUUAUAGGAAUAUUUA